Osmerus eperlanus (European smelt) is the source of this 4280-nucleotide messenger RNA. RefSeq names its product discoidin, CUB and LCCL domain containing 2 (gene dcbld2). The transcript has 15 exons. Gene Ontology annotation, molecular function: signaling receptor activity. The record is from RefSeq and is a predicted model, not a curated record. Gene Ontology annotation, biological process: wound healing. Bases 292 to 2409 code for a protein of 705 amino acids. Lineage: Eukaryota; Metazoa; Chordata; Actinopteri; Osmeriformes; Osmeridae. Gene Ontology annotation, cellular component: plasma membrane.
UGGGGGACUCGGGGAUUCCGACUGCACUGUGGGAGGAGGAGCGGAAGUGGAGGAAGUCGUCCCACAGAUUGGAUGUGUGUCUCGCAGCAGCGUAGCUUCGCUCGGCUCUGGGAUCCGAGCUGACACCGACUCGUCCAGAAAAAAAGCAACAGAGGCUGGUUGCUAAAACGACGAUCCAUUUCUCCCGAAGAGACGGAGUUCACGGAGUGUCGAACUGAACAGCUUGUACGAGAUAAAACUGCGAGCCCCGGUCCCUGAAACGAGCAGUAUGCAUUCGGACUGCAGGCUGCUAUGGGCAGAGCGGUAAUGGUGGGCAGGGGACCGACAGGAGCCGGACUGUUCUUCCUGUCGACUCUCAUCAUCUUCACCGCGAGCAGCAGCCGAGCGCAGAAAGGCGAUGGCUGUGGCCCCAGUGUGUUGGGCCCCAGCAGUGGGACCCUUUGCUCCCUGGGCUACCCUGGUACCUACCCCAACCACACGGUGUGUGAGUGGGAGAUCAGCGCCCCCGCUGGCCGCAGCCUGCACUUCCGUUUCUCCGACCUGGACAUAGAGGACAACAACUGCCAAGUCAACUAUCUCCGCAUCUUCGACGGCAUCGGAGCACAGCGCAGUGAGAUCGUGAAGUUCUGCGGUCUGGGGCUGAAGGUUCCGGAGCUGAUCCAGUCCCAGGGGAACCAGGUCACCGUCCAGUUCAUGAGCGGAACCCACCGGAGGGGGAGGGGCUUCCACCUGUCCUACUCCACCACGGAUCACCCAGACCUCAUCACCUGUCUAGACAAAGGAAUACACUUCACAGAGGCUGAAUAUAGCAAGUACUGUCCUGCAGGAUGCCUCGCGUCCACGGGGGAGGUGUCUGGGACUAUACCUCACGGCUACAGAGAUUCUUCUCCAGUGUGUACAGCAGCCAUCCAUGCAGGCGUGGUGUCUAACUCCCUGGGGGGUCAGAUCAGUGUGGUCAGCAGUAAGGGCAUCCCUCGCUAUGAGGGCUCGCUGGCCAACAACGUCACCUCCACUGGAGGCCCCUUGUCCAACAGUCUCUUCACCUUCAAGACGAGUGGUUGCUAUGGGACGUUGGGUCUGGAGUCUGGUGUCGUCAGGGACUCCCAGCUCUCUGCGUCCUCCAUGUGGGAGUGGAGCGACGUGAUUGGCCAGCCGGGGGUGUGGGGGCCGUCCAGGGCGCGACUUAAGAAGGCGGGACUUCCGUGGGCGUCGGCUGUUAGCGACCAGCAGCAGUGGCUUCAGGUGGACCUGAAGAAGGAGAAGAGGAUUACAGGCAUCACCACCACAGGCUCCACCCUCCUGGAUUACCAAUUCUAUGUGUCAGCCUAUCGGGUCCUCUACAGCAAUGACGGACAGCACUGGAGCACCUAUCGGGAUGCAGAUGGCACUGUGGACAAGGUCCUCCAAGGGAACACCAACUACCUGCAGGAGGUCAGGAACGACUUCAUCCCACCCAUCGAAGCGCGAUUCGUCAGGAUAAGCCCCUCCCACUGGCACCAGCGAAUUGCCCUCAAGAUAGAGCUUCUGGGGUGCCAGAUCCACGCAGCGAGGCCGCGGAUCUUCCAAACCCCUCGGCUGGCCCUGCCCCCUGCGAUAACUCCUGCCCCCCCUGAGGGUGACAAGACCACACACACCCCCGACAUCAGGAACACCACCAUGCCUCCCCGCACCAGCAACGGUAACACCAGUCAUCACCAAGACGUUGCCUUGGCAGCAGUGCUGGUCCCUUCUGUGGUCAUGGUGCUGACAACCCUCAGCCUGGCCGUGGUGUGCACCUGUCACUGGAGAAACAGGAAGAAGAGUUCGGAGGGAACAUAUGACCUUCCUCACUGGGAUCGCACAGACUGGUGGAAGAGCAUGAAACAGCUGCUGCCCUCCAAGAUGGCGGAGGGGGAGGAGUCAGUGCGCUACAGCAGCAGCCAGGUGGGGCGGCUCAGAGGCAGGGGGGCCGUCCCUAGGCUAGAGGCCGAACCUGCAGAGUACGCCCACCCCCUGGUGAGCGGCGUGGUGACAUCACUGGGCCCGAGGUCGACCUUCAAGCCGGAGGAGGGACCAGACCCGGGCUACACCCACCCAGACCUGUACGACAAGCCCAUGUCACCUGACAUAUACCACGCCUACGCCGAGCCACUUCCUGCCUCCGGAGCAGAGUACGCCACUCCCAUCAUGAUUGACAUUGCCGGCCACCUAUCAGGAACCUCCUCCUCCAUGAGCCAGCCAACCGGUUCGGCCGUUUCCAGCUUCCUGGGCCGAGGCCCCGCCUCCCUGCUGGCUCGGACAGACAGCAGCCAAUCAGGGAGGUCCACGUACGACACGCCCAAAAGCACCACUGGACAAGCCACGCCAACCGAGGAGCUCACCUAUCAGGUGCCUCAGAGUAGCUCCCAGAAGCCAAUGGGACAGAGCUGAAUUAUGGGAGGACCUAACCCCAGCCCUCCACCUCCAGCAGCAGAGAGGAUGAGGUUGAGAGGAUCAUGGAGGUGUGUGGACCAAUGAGAGGCCAGGGCCUGCCUCAGGCCUGGUUGCUAUGGAGAUGUCUGUACGUAUGUGUGUGUGUGUCUAACUGUACGCGUAUGUGUGUGUCUAACUAUGUGUGUUGUGAGCUUGUAUGUGCCAUACCAGUCCUAUCACUGAAACCAUAACGUUGAAUGUUCACGAAAAGAGAGGAGGAAAGGGAGGGAAGGCGUAAUGGAGGAAAUAUCUCACUACUGUUUCAGCUGGGCUCAUUCCCUCUGCCUGUGCUUCAGUUCAGUGUUCCGCGUCAAGCUGUGAGUGUUCUGUGUUCUGUGUUCCUGUGUCGAUGUCAGCCCUGAGACGGGACCCUCCGAGCCAUGAGGUUCUGUCAUCGCAGUGACGUGGCAGUUCCCCCACGGUACGCUACUAUCGCAAGACUGCUGUUCUUCAGCUCCAUCUUAGCUUUUAUUUUAUUUUUUCCUAAAUCAUCUUUUCACCAGAUCCGGAGCAUGUCAUAAACCUGUGUUCAAAGUUUAUCAAAUGAUUUAAUUUAUUUUAUUACUACUUUGAAACCUUGAAGACCUUGCUGAAACUGGGAUUCAGAUUCACACUAGGGCAUGGCACCAUGUUCUCAACCACUAUCAGAAGAGAUGACGUACGCAAAACACAAUAUGGUUGCACUGUCGUCACGGUAACACCGUCAUGGACACCUGGCCUUGGGUGACACCGGCAGGUGGCCAAUCAGAAAGGGCCGGUGCAGGUUGUGAUAGGUUCUCACUAUUACAUCUAACCACUGCCCUAUCAAAUUUGCUGACUUGAAAAGGUGGAAUCCAAGACAGGCGAUCAAACAAAGGUGCCCUUUGUUGUGUCUCCGUGGUUACCAGAGUGUGUCUUGUUGUGUAGAGAAGGAUGUUAUGAUGUGAGACCAAAACUUUCCUUGUUAACGUUGCUGUUUUUUAGUUAAUAACCAUUUUGUCCAAGCGUGUCAGUUAGAACCACUGGCAGUUGAUUCAGUGUAAGCAAAAGAGUCAAACUACCAUGUACUGACAUAUCUACACUAGAUAUAUAUACAUCUAGUAUAGAUCAGCACCAGACUUCUAGAGCCUGGUUCCACAGUUACCAGUCAGUCCAUCUCUUACCUCUGCUGCAGCAGAUGGGAACAGGCACAUAACCAGCCGUUCAGUCAAGAAAACACAUGACAUCACAUGGCCAAUAAAAACACUUUCAGUUUUGGUUACAAGGAAUCUGCAUGUGUGUGAAUCACUGUCCUUAUGAAUCUGUCAUGAUUGUCACCCCUAUGGACUGAUUCAUGUCGUCAAAGUGUCAUGAUGCGAUUGGUUAUGUCUGUGCUUCAUCACUAUCUGUGUGCAAUUAGCUGUGUCUGUACUAGUUCCCCUCAUCAUCUGUGAGUAUACGAAUAUGUACGGGCUAGCAGAGAAUGAGUUAGCCAUCUGUGUGCAUGUAGUUAUGUCUGUACGGCGGCACCAAGGAGUGUACUGUGUGUUUUGAUUAGUCGUGUCUGUUGUUGGGGAUGUGCAGGGAUCACUUCCUCUCUGUGAGGUCACACAAGUCAGAGGCCCGACAGGAAGUGAUGUUGAACUGGUAAAAUACUCACAAAUAUGCAUCCCUCCUUCCUCCCCCAUCCAUGAGGUAACCUCUGAUCUGACGCGACGGGAGAAGGGAAGACUGUGUUGUGGCCAGUCAGAUCUGUGAUCUCUCAGGGGAAGGAAUCGGGGAGGAUGCAUCAUCAGAGUAUUGAAACGGGCCCCGUGUCACCUAACUGUAGCGCUGUCUCUUUAGGCACAGAAAUAAAGACUGUUCCAAAA